This is a messenger RNA of Necator americanus (New World hookworm), 1116 nucleotides long. RefSeq lists its product as uncharacterized. NCBI's taxonomy places the organism in Eukaryota, Metazoa, Nematoda, Chromadorea, Rhabditida, Ancylostomatidae. Gene Ontology annotation, biological process: innate immune response; cell surface receptor protein serine/threonine kinase signaling pathway. Gene Ontology annotation, cellular component: mitochondrion. The transcript has 13 exons. The coding region runs from base 1 to 1116 and encodes 371 amino acids. Gene Ontology annotation, molecular function: protein binding. The record is from RefSeq and is a predicted model, not a curated record.
AUGAACGAUACGGAUUCGUGCACGGACGUUGAAAUUUAUCAUAGGACGAUCGGGAUAGGGGAUCUUCUCAAUGUUAUCUCGUUCUUAUAUGUUGGGCCGUUCAUUAUUAGGACUUCAACGGAACAGACGAGUUUGAUUCACAUUGACAAGCAUUUCGAUUCUGUUCCAAAAAUCGAAAGGAAUAAAGACACAUUCUUAGCCGCAAUAGCUGCUUUCAAAGAGAAGAAACCACGGGGUCAUGUCGAGUUUAUUAACACUGCUUUGAAAUAUAUCAAAGAAUAUGGAAUACAUAAGGAUUUGGAUGUUUACAAAGCUUUGUUGGAUGUUUUUCCGAAGGGAAAAAUGAUCCCUCAGAACACAUUCCAGAGGAUAUUCUUGCAUUACCCUAUGCAGCAGAAUUGUUGCGUUAAAGUUCUAGAUGAAAUGGAAUGGAAUGGUGUUCAACCCGACAAGGAAAUUCAUGACAUUGUAGUGAACGCAUUUGGUGAAUGGAACUUCGCCACAAGGAAGGUGAAAAGGAUGCUUUACUGGAUGCCAAAACUGAAAUAUUCCAACAAAUAUUUGGACCGUAGGGACGUCGAAGGAAAAGGACUAUCUGCUCCAGAACUUGCUGGGAUAGCACUAAAAAUGAUGAGCCGAGAUCCUGGUACGGAGCUGACUUUAACGAGGCUCGCUUCCGAAGGACCGCAAGACAACCGUUGGUUUGCAACUGCACAAAGCUUAACACAGAGGAAUCUAAUUCGCGGACUACAUGAUGAAACUGAGGUGUUCAUUGAUGGUCCAUUCAAGGUGUACGUUAUGGAGCACCAAGUAGAAUACAUAGUGAUGACAUGUGCACCUUUACAUACUCAUCAUAAUGAGUUUAAAAAAGAAGAGUUUGAAGAAGAUUUCUCACAUUGGUUCAGUGAAUGGAAACGGGAAAGUUUGGAGAGGAAACGAUCUGUACAUGAGCAAAAGCAUGAAACAAUUUUAGCGAUGGGGGCACUGUACAUGAAUGACAACAGGACAGCUUCUUUAUGGCUGGAGCGGCUUCACGAAGAGAAUCCCAGUUUGAAGAAAUUGAAAACACGGUUGCGGCUCGACAAAAAUGAGAAGCAUAACACAAGCUUUUCCUAG